AGAAACUGCUGCAACCUGAGGAGGAGGAGGAGGUGAGGUGAAGAGGAUGAGAAGUUAGCACUCCAAGUUCAAAAGAAAAGUGCCGGUCAACAGUGUUCCUCACUCCCGGUGAAUGAGAACCACACUACAGCUGGUUUUAUGUCCACGACACAUUUCGGAUCUCUUGUUUGCAUGUCGUUAAACCCUAACUACAACGCUGAUUAACCCGGGAAGAUGUUCAACUGGUUGGUAAGAUGGACAGUUUGCCUUCUCGUGUUCAAAACGACGAGCACCGACGAUGCAGCGGUGGAUUUUGGAGGCGAGUCCGGCUCCGGGAUGCUGCAGACAGAUGAGGUGAACAUUCUGCAGGAGCUUUCUCUUCAGGUGUCGAACAGCAGUAACGCCUCCAUGACUGUGGAUGACAACAGGUGUCAAGUCCUACAGGUGGGACAGUACUCCACCUUGGCUGUCCCUGUUCGAUAUCUCCUGACUGAUGGGUUUGCAGAUGAGUUCAGUUUACUGGUGCAGCUGCAGAGCCCUCAGAGCGAUGAACGCAGCGUCUUCACCAUGCUCAGCCCCGACAGCCACGUUAUGCUGCAGCUGCGGAUCAGUACUUCCGCCAUUAUCUUCAUAGGAACACAGCAGCGACACUAUGAGUUCCCAGUCAGCGGUCUGUCUGAUGGAAAGUGGCACCAUGUGGCCGUCAGUGUGUCUGCCAAGCGGCUGGCGCUGUAUGUGGACUGCUCUCUGCUGGAGAGUGUGGACUGGGUUUACCACGGCAUGGGGAUCAGCACAGAUGGGCUGCUUAUGGUGGGAGGCAUCAUCGAGGGCUUUGAGACUCCAUUUGAAGGUCAUCUCCGACAGCUGACCUUCCUGAUGGGUGACCCAGGUGCUGCCCAACAACACUGCAGCCACCACCCGCCCCGCUGUGGUGAGACCGCCCCUAAGACUGCUCGCUCCCCGCGAACCAACGCCCUGGAGAAUAUACUGCUGUCCUCGAAUGACCUUGAGGACCUGCUGGGGAAUCCCGAGGACAAGCCAUUUUUGAGCUUUGGCAGAACUAAUAUGUUUCUGCAACGAGGGAGUUCUAGAGGGGAUGGGACGGUGCCUUCAGGAUCCGAUCGGAAAGGUACAGUAGGUCGUGGGGAUGUCUUUGUGGUGGAUGAAGAAACUGACUUGUUGGAUCCAAUAUUCCAAAAUGGCGGACAAGUGAACCCUCAGUGGAAACCUUCCAGAAAUGGACCGAAGGGAAGCCAGAAGGAGAAAUCGAAACUAUUAGAGGAGAACAUAACCACAGACAAAAAGACCGACUCCAGUGGGAGAACUACAUCACUGUUCCCCAGAAAACCAUCCAAUGACAUCACUGACCUGGACAUCGGAAGUGCCACCAAGAAGCCCUCUGUGGGCUUUCCUGUACUUCCUACGAUCCCUUCAGAUCCCAGAACAUCCACAGACUCCACACACACACUAAGGGAGGAGACAGAUGAAAGGUCCGGGUCUGUCUCCCCUACACCUCAUGUCACCAUCACCAAUGGUAAACAACCAGACAAGGAGCAACCCGGCAUUGUGACCAUUGUAUCCAGGGACAGAGACCUGGUCUUGGGCUCGGAUGGCAAAAAGUAUCGGCUCCAGAGAGGACCACCGGGCCGAAUGGGUCUCCCAGGACAGGAGGGCUGUCCUGGUGAGCCUGGCCUUCCUGGGUUUAAAGGUGAUAAGGGUAACACAGGCCCUGAAGGGAGUCCAGGAAGAAAGGGGGAGCCAGGACCUCCUGGACCGGCAGGUUUACCAACCCUCUACCUGUGGAAGAACACAGCGGAGGAAUGGGCUGCCUUUCAGCAAACCAAUUUCUACCAGUUACUCCAUGCUGGUUGGCCUAGUAAAGAAGGCCCUGCAGGACCACCUGGAGAGACAGGCAGGCCUGGCAUACAGGGGCCACCUGGUGAACCUGGGGAGCGAGGACGACCAGGGAUGCCAGGAGAGAUGGGUGAGCCGGGUCACAGGGGCCCUCCAGGACGAGACGGGACCCCGGGGAGAGACGGGGAAAAUGGAGAAGAUGGUCAGCCCGGAUCAGCUGGUGCUCCGGGAACACAGGGCCCGUGGGGAUACAGGGGAGAACGAGGGUCCAAAGGGGAAAAAGGUGAUGAGGGUCUCAUUGGCCUCAAUGGUCCAAGAGGGGAAAAUGGCGAACCGGGUGAGAAGGGCUCAACUGGUUUGCCAGGCCCACCUGGUCCUGUCGGACCACCGGGUCCUCAGGGGAUCCGAGGUGGCUACGGGCCAGAGGGGCCCCGUGGGCCUGAUGGGGAGAAUGGACUGGAUGGCCCCCCAGGUCUGCCAGGGCCGACGGGCGCACCAGGUUCUACAGGACAAGUUGGCAGUCAAGGAGUUAAUGGUUCAAGGGGGGACAUGGGACCUGCUGGCAGCAUUGGUCCCAAAGGCCCACAGGGGCCUCCAGGUUUAGAGGGACAGAUGGGACCUCCAGGACUCAGAGGACCCCAAGGACACCCAGGGCUGAUAGGUGCUCCUGGACUUAAAGGAGAUCCCGGGCCUAUGGGGCCCCUGGGUGCCCGGGGGGAUCCCGGCUUUGAGGGGCCCAUGGGUGCACCAGGGGAACGGGGUCCUAUGGGUUUUCCCGGGGUAACGGGUAAAAGGGGACCAGAUGGAGACAAGGGGGAUCCAGGAACUAAAGGCGACAAAGGUUUUCAAGGGGCACCAGGUAUUAGGGGUCCUCAGGGAGAGAGGGGCCCCAUCGGCUUCCCAGGUUUCCAAGGCACCAAGGGCCAGCCUGGCCCCAAAGGCCCUGAGGGCACAAAUGGAGAAACUGGUCCUCAGGGAAAACAAGGCAGCCGUGGGUUAAAGGGGAACAGGGGACCAGAUGGACGUACCGGCAAACCAGGACCCAGAGGAAACAAGGGUCGGACUGGACAGAGGGGCCACGAUGGCCAACCGGGCCCUUCGGGUUUGCCGGGGCCACCUGGACCAGAGGGAGCAGAAGGAAAGCCUGGUACACAGGGUCCCUCAGGUGCAGCUGGCAGUGCUGGCAGUAAAGGACCAAUGGGUUUUCAAGGAGCUGCUGGAGACAGAGGAGCAGACGGCCCACCAGGGUCUCCGGGGCCACCAGGGAAACCAGGACCUCCAGGAUCACCAGGCCCCCCAGGAGACAGGGGUUUUACAGGGAAGCCAGGCAUGGAGGGACCUCAGGGCCCAGUAGGCAUGUAUGGCAUCCAGGGCACCGUGGGCAUGCGUGGGCCUCCAGGGUUCAUUGGAGAAAGGGGUGAGCCAGGUUUACGAGGUUUACCUGGGCCCGCUGCGAAGCCAGGACCUGCAGGUCCCCCAGGUCCGCCUGGAGAGAAGGGACCCCGGGGACCUCAGGGUCGGCCUGGAGACGAAGGGCCCAAAGGGAUACAGGGCCCACCAGGCCCUCCAGGUCUCCCUGGUGUUGAUGGGGCAAUUGGAAAACCAGGACCGAGGGGAAGCCAAGGGCCCCCAGGAUCUCAGGGGCCACAGGGGCCAGCAGGAAUCACAGGCCCACAGGGUGCUGAUGGAUUAUUAGGAGCAGCAGGGGAAAGAGGACAAAAGGGGUUACCUGGCUUGCCUGGUGACGAUGGCCCCACAGGACAAGAUGGACAACAGGGUCUCCAUGGCCAAACAGGAACUGAAGGCCCACCAGGACAGAAAGGAUAUCAGGGGGACAUUGGGCCUUGUGGGAAACCUGGUCCUCCAGGGCUUCCGGGAGAGAGAGGACUCGAGGGCCCAAAAGGAUUGCAGGGACCACCUGGACCAGUCGGUAAAGAGGGUGAUGCCGGCCAUCCUGGUGAAGCUGGAGAUCCUGGACCGAAAGGGGAAAAGGGUGAGGUGGGACCUCCAGGGUUGUCUGGUCGAGAAGGCCCUUGGGGAACCCUUGGAGAAAAUGGUGAAAGGGGCCCAAAGGGGGAGAAGGGCCACGUUGGACUAAUGGGUGAACCGGGGCUGAUGGGUGAAGUGGGACCUGCAGGUCUGGCCGGGUUAAAGGGAAUCACAGGCCCUCUGGGACCCCCGGGCCUAGAUGGACCUCAGGGCCCGAAGGGGGAUUCUGGGCCUGUAGGGACUACUGGGCCUCCAGGGAGUGAAGGCCCUCGGGGAAUAACUGGUGCACGUGGUGUCAGAGGAGACACGGGGGGGCUGGGACCACCUGGCCUAGUAGGACAAGUUGGACCUCAGGGAGACCUGGGACAUAAAGGGGAACCAGGGCCACCGGGACUGAAGGGAGAGCCGGGAGCCUCGGGUGUGUCAGGGGAACAGGGUGAGGAUGGUCUGCCAGGUAUCCGAGGUCCUCCGGCUCUGCCAGGGUUUGAGGGGCCACCUGGAGAGAUGGGACCCCAGGGUCCCCCAGGUCCCACAGGGGCUCCUGGAGUGCUAGGAAGACCAGGACCUGAAGGGAAACAGGGAAUGAAAGGGGAGAAGGGAGAUGAUGGCAUGAAUGGAUCACCAGGGAAGAUGGGCCAUGUUGGAAGGAGGGGGAAACGGGGGAAAGCCGGAGUCAGAGGAACCAGGGGAGACAGAGGGCCGAAGGGUGAAAAGGGAGACACAGGACUGGCCGGCCUCCCUGGGUGGCCAGGGCUCAUCGGAAUCCCUGGCUUACGUGGAGAGCCGGGAGAUCAAGGUGAAAAGGGGAAAGAGGGUGAGAAAGGAGACCAUGGAUUGCCUGGACCAGCUGGAGCUGAUGGCAUGAAGGGUAUUCGUGGUCCUGUUGGGUUGCCAGGUCCACUGGGCCCGAAGGGAGAGCAGGGAAAUAUUGGUCCACCAGGACCGAGGGGUACACCGGGGAUGCCAGGACUGCCUGGUUUGUUUGGAUUAAAGGGUUUGAAAGGCUACCAAGGUUUACCUGGUCUGCCCGGCAGGAGGGGGCUCCCAGGCCCACCUGGGGUUCCAGGACCCUCAGGACAGUCACUGAACAUGACGUUGACUCAACUCAAGGACCUGAUGUAUGUGUCCGAUAAGCCCAACUACCCUCUGAUCCAGACUCUGCUAGAUUCUCUGCAGCACGAGCUUCGGCUGCUGGUGGAUCCUCCUGAUGGCAGUAAGGAGCAUCCUGCCACCACCUGUCUGGAGCUCUGGCUCUGUCACCCUGAGUACAGCAGCGGAAUGUAUUACAUCGACCCCAACCAGGGGAGCCCAGCCGACACUCUGCUGGCCUAUUGCAGCUUCUCCUCCGCAUCAAAACAGACCUGCAUUCAUCCUCGAGACUCUCAGCUGCCCAUGAAAGCCUGGAUGGAAGGCUUUUCUGAAGAAGGAUCUUUUCAGUGGCUCAGCAGGUUGGAACAGGGGUUUCAGUUUUACUAUCCAGGUGCUAACGUGGUCCAGAUGCGUUUUCUGAGAUUGCAUAGUACCACCGCCACCCAGAAGGUGACCUACUCCUGCCACCCAGGACACAGACUGGGUCAGACAGACAGAGACAUCAAAUUCCUCACUGAUACAAGGAAGCAAAGUUACCUCGGAGCUCUUAAAGAUUGUGUGCCUGGAGAGGAGACCAUUUCUGGACCUCGGGAGUCUGUGUUUGAGUUUGAAGACCUCCAGCUGCUUCCUCUGAGAGACGUAGCACUGAUGGGAGGUGGAAACUUCACACACCAGUUUGGCUUCACUGUCGGACCCGUGUGUUUCAGCUAGGAAAUGCUAGAAAGCUGUGCCGUCCCAGAAGCCUCACAGGCCCAGGAUACAAACCUCUCUUCAAAUCAUGGACGUCAAGAGGACAACUUGAACAUCUCUCCCAAUUUCUAAAGAUGUCACUUCCCUUUCCUCUUGUUUUGGGGGAUUUGAUCUCUCAAGCUGAGUGACCGUUUUAAUGAAUUUAUGAGGACAGAAGUGUCCCCAGGCUUUUUUCACGGAGAAGUCAAUUUUGUUUACAGAGACGUUUAUCUUGUAUUGAAUAAUUUAAAAAUAUAUGUUUUUUUAUCCUUUAUAACUCUGUUUGAUUUUUGUUUUGUAUUGUGGGCUUCUGUCAUAGCCUGGCCGUUGGGUAUAUAAAAGUCGGACUGUCCUAACUGAACAAUUAACAAUGUGUUCUGCAUGGGGACACAGCUAAUGUUGUCCCAUUGGCUGUGUGUGACCAGGCCAGUAAACUCUCUCACUGUAAGUCCACUACUUUUGUACUGUAAGUCAACUCAGAUGUGUCACUUUUCUCAUGGUGCCGAUCACAUUUUAUUUGUAAGACCAGCAUUUAUCUAAUCCCAAAAACAAUAGAGGGGGGCAGUCAUCCUGUUUUAUGCAUACUUGAUGCUGUCUUUUGCCAACAGCAAGAUCAAACAAAACAUUGUUUAUUAUUUUUGCAGUUUCAUAUAAUCUAUGUUGGGUUUUUUCUUACGUCUCAGGUAUGAUACAUUAAUGAUGUACACAUGGGCGCUGAAGCAGCUGUUGUCACAGUAUG
Molecule: messenger RNA, 6379 nt
Organism: Micropterus salmoides (largemouth bass)
Lineage: Eukaryota; Metazoa; Chordata; Actinopteri; Centrarchiformes; Centrarchidae
Product: collagen alpha-1(I) chain
Exons: 68
Coding region: 214-5622 (1802 amino acids)
Molecular function (GO): extracellular matrix structural constituent
Source: RefSeq, a predicted model, not a curated record